Condylura cristata (star-nosed mole) is the source of this 916-nucleotide messenger RNA. RefSeq names its product protein FAM205CP homolog. The record is from RefSeq and is a predicted model, not a curated record. The annotation marks the transcript as partial. NCBI's taxonomy places the organism in Eukaryota, Metazoa, Chordata, Mammalia, Eulipotyphla, Talpidae. The transcript is spliced from 5 exons.
CUGGGCUCCUCGUGCUCAUGAGGCUUAGACCAUGUUGAGUCCAACUUUUCUUCCAUGGGAUGUUGGAUACCAUUUGUAUACCUAUGGCUCCAUCCUACUUAUGCUCCUCAUUAUCUGGCAAGUGAAAAGGAGUUACCAUGGCUCAAGGCUGGCACCUAAAAAGAGCUGCUGCCAGAGACACCAAAAAAUCAAGCAAAGGGCAAAAGAUGCAGCAGCAUCAAAAGCUAGGGGAUGUUCCAGGAAAGAAGCCAAGGAGCCCAGGGAGCUGCUCUCUCUCAUGAAAAGUGAACUCACUUCCUGGGGCAGCACUCAGACAGGAGCCUGUCAUUUUAACCUCUGCUUAAAGAUCUUCAGAGAUGGGACCACAGGCAUCCAAGGAGGCAGACUGCAACCGCUCCAGUGUGCCGACCCCAGCUGCAACACCUGCAAUGCUGUGGCUAGGAACAUCAAGCAUCUGCUGAUGGGAGGGACCAGCCUGACCUCCUCGUCUUCAGCGGGGCCACCUCAGGGCUCCCCUUGCAUACACAGCAUGGCCAUGCCUAGUGGUUUGAUCCAGCAGAAUCCAGAACACCAAGCCUUCUUCUCCACACACUUCUCUCUCCCACUGUCAACCCCUAUGGUGUCACAAUUCAGAGACCAGAAAUCCUUCACCCAGUCAGUGGUCCAAUCACACACCACAGUCAGCAUCCAGGAUUACUGGACUGAACACCUCCCUCUGACACAACAAAUUCAAGGGCUACGGGUGCUCAGAGGUCCAGAGAGCAUGUGCUCCUUCAUGCUGGAAGAGCCUCGGGUUCCAGUGAGCCAGCUGGUGACAAUACAGACCAACUCCAACUUCAUCUAUGAGAACCAAGGGCAGCAGCCCAUGAAGGCCCCGCUCUCAGUGCUGACCGUCAACCAAGAGACCACCUCCGCC